Messenger RNA from Ictidomys tridecemlineatus (thirteen-lined ground squirrel), 2057 nucleotides. The record is from RefSeq and is a predicted model, not a curated record. Lineage: Eukaryota; Metazoa; Chordata; Mammalia; Rodentia; Sciuridae.
CGCCGCACCCACUUUCUGUCUCAGGGAUCCCCUCCCCCCAAUCAAACUACCAUAGGGAAGGGGCACCUGAGGACCCACCGGAACGCGGUCCUCGUUCCCCCCGGAAGCCAGGCUGUAUGGGGCAGAACCCUGGGGGAGACGGAGCAGAACCUGGGGCCAACCCGAACCCCUGAAGUUCCAUCCAGGGGCGCCCCCGGAACACCCUGCCCGUGGGCGCGCCGCCAGCCGCCGAGCAGCCAGAGCGAGACGGUUAUCUGUUCCAGCCCUACUGUGAUGCUUUGUGACGAUGGCAACGAGCGGUGGCUACCUGCCAGCACGGGUCCCCGCUUCAGCGGUGUCCAGAUCUACCACAACCCCGCGGCCAAUUCCUUCCAGGUUGUCGGAGGAGGCAAGAUGCAGCCCGGCCAGCAGGUGGUCAGCAACUGUGCCAUCGUCCGGGGCGUCAGGUACAAUCAGGCCACCCCCAACUUCCAUCAGUGGCGAGACGCCCGCCAGGUCUGGGGCCUCAACUUCAGCAUCAAAGAAGACGUGGUGCAGCCGGCUGCCGGCAGGGCCAGUGCUCUACAGGCCUUGGAAGGAGACGGGCCGCCGGCACCCCCAGCACCCCCAGCACCCCCAGUACUCCCAGCACCCUCAGCACCCUCAGCACCCCUUGCCUGGGCACGCUCCACCAGGGAGGAGGUGGAGCAGCAGAAAAGGCAGUGGCCCAGCCAGCCCGAGGAAGUGGAGAGGAAGGGAUGGGUCACCAAGGCAGGAAGCCCACCUGUUCACCCAGUGGGGGGACCACCCCCGCCUCCAGGACCUCCCUGUCCUCCGGGUCCCUCCGCACCCCCAGGAUUGCCCUCCUCAGGGGUCCUGGCUUCAAGGCAUGGAGUAGGGGGAGGCACAUCUCCUGCGAUCCCUCUCUCUGCAGCACAAGGAUGGAAUGGUGGAGAUGCAGGAGCCCCUGGCUUGGCUGCAGCCAUUUGGGGAGCCAAACUUAGAAAAGUCAACAAGCAGAAGGAGACCUCAGGAAGACCGCUGGGCCCCAAAGCUGAGAACAGUCGAAGCACCGGUCCAGGGUUCAUGGAGGAGAUGGCUGCCUUGCUGGCCCAGAGAAGAAAAGCCACACAGAUUGGAGGGAAACCCAAGGAAGAAUCUGCUAGUCAGGAGGAGCCAGGGGCCAGAGGCCCAGCCCAGAGUGAACCUGUGCCAAGACCCUGGGAGAAGAACAGCACAGCCUUGCUGAGGAUGAAGUCCUCUUCUUCGAGGACUGCUUCCAAGGCCCAGCCCUCCAGCCAUGGGGAAGAGUCAGACCUGGAGAGGGUGAAAAGGGAGCUUCUGGAAGAGGUGAGGAAGGAAUUACAGAAGGUUAAAGAGGAGAUAAUUGAAGCCCUUGUCCAGGAGCUGAGGAAUUGGGGUUCCCCCUGACCACAGGAACCCCCAAACCCCAUUCCUUUUUUCCAUACUCCCCGCCUGUCACCCUGCCUCUUCUUGACAUGGAAUUGACUGAAGACUACACAGGAAUUCUUCUUCUCCCCUCCUGGUCCCACCUAGAAAAUUUCAAGGGGGUGUGGUUUCCCUGGUGCCCUGCCCUCAUCCAUGCUGGCUUAUUGAGUAGCUGGGGAGGCCCCCACCCUUUGCUCCCAUUGGUCUCUCCCAUCUGCUGUCCCUUUGGGGCUGGUUCCUCUUCCGGGGAUGUACCAAUGAAUCCCAUAAUAAGGGGGGAAGGAAAGAGGGAAUUUCACAUUCCCUUGUUCUGGAUUCACUUUCACGCCUAAUGUCUUCGGAUUUUUCUGUUUUCAUUUUUAAGAAAAAGUAUACACACACAUAUAUAUAUAUAUACACAUAUAUUUAGUUGGGUUUGGGAGAAAGGGAAAAUUUUUUUCCUCUUUGGUUUUCAUAAAAUGGGGUGUGGAAAUGUUUAAUUGCUAUAUUCCCAGGCUAGCCCAUUUGGGGCAGCUGUUUAAGGGUGGAUGUCUCACCAGGCUGGGGUACUUCCCCCCACCCCAGGGAACCACCUGCCUGCCCUCUGGCUCCUUCCCUUUUCUAUGAGGAAUUAAGAUGCUUUAACUUUC